AUUCUCCUUCUUGUAUUUUAAGUUUCAGUUUUUGCAUUUUUUCCCUCCUUUUUGGCAAGCAGCCAGUUUUCCCUAUUAAAAUUAAGGAUGCUGUCCACAUUAUCAGCACAAAAGUUAAACGCUUGUACAAAAUCGAGACCAGAACCUCUUACCGAGAAUAUUAAUAAGGAGAACAAGGAUCCAUCUUCAUAUUUUAAACACCAAAUCACAGCCAGAAGAGACAAAGAUGUUUCUCAAAGUUUUCAAACGAAAGAUACAAAAGUUACAACUGAAGAUGCUGAAUUUGAGCCCUUGUUGCGAGAAAAUCCUCGGAGAUUUGUUAUUUUUCCCAUUGAAUACCCAGACAUCUGGCAGAUGUAUAAGAAAGCAGAGGCUUCAUUCUGGACUGUAGAAGAAGUUGAUCUGUCCAAAGACCUGAUACAGUGGGAGAAUUUAAAAGAAGAUGAACAACACUUUAUUUCUCACAUCCUGGCUUUCUUUGCUGCUAGUGAUGGGAUUGUUAAUGAAAAUCUUGUGGAAAGAUUUAGCCAGGAAGUUCAAGUAACAGAAGCUAGGUGUUUUUAUGGUUUCCAAAUUGCCAUUGAAAAUGUCCAUUCAGAAAUGUACAGUUUGUUAAUUGACACAUACAUCAGAGACCCAGAGAAAAGAAUGCAUCUUUUCAAUGCAAUUGAAACCUUGCCUUGUGUGAAGAAGAAAGCAGAUUGGGCUCUCAACUGGAUAGGUCAUCCUACAGCUACUUUUGGUGAGCGAGUUGUAGCCUUUGCUGCUGUGGAGGGCAUAUUCUUUUCUGGGUCAUUUGCAUCAAUAUUCUGGCUUAAGAAGAGAGGUCUGAUGCCUGGUUUGACAUUCAGUAAUGAACUUAUCAGUAGAGAUGAGGGCCUACACUGUGACUUUGCUUGCUUGAUGUUUAGUCAUCUUGUCAGAAAACCACCCAAAGAACGAGUGAUGGGGAUUAUUCAAGAAGCUGUGAAGAUUGAACAAGAGUUCCUAACAGAUGCUCUGCCAGUUGCUUUAAUUGGCAUGAAUUGUCAGUUGAUGAGACAAUACAUAGAAUUUGUUGCCGAUCGACUAUUAUUGGAACUAGGCUGUGAUAAGAUCUAUAAUGUGGAAAAUCCUUUUGAUUUUAUGGAACACAUAUCUUUGGAAGGCAAGACAAACUUUUUUGAAAAGAAGGUGGGCGAGUAUCAGAAAUGUGGGGUCAUGGCGAGACGUGAAGAACACAAGUUUACAUUAGAUGCUGACUUUUAAGUUCAGUAAAGCUUGUUUUAUGGUAAUUUAAACCCAAAAAUGAAGCUUUGUUUCCCUCAGAUGAUUUAAUGUUUUAAACUGUAUACUCUAGUUUUUUUUUAUUUAUAUACAUAUAAUAUUUUAAUUGAGUGUAUUAUUGUACAUAGAUUUUCUUAUGUAUGUUUGUCAAAGUGAUUAACACUUGUCAUCAAAGAAAAACUUGUACGUGAACAAGUUUCAUUUAACACAUUCAGUGCCUUCUCGGAGAUCGAUACCCAUGCCAUGUGCCAUUAGUUUUUGUUUUAAUCAGAAGCACUUUAAUAAAGCAAAAUAAUAAUAUUUGGAUAGAAUAUUUAUGGGCAUAUAUGCUUAACCAACUAAAAUCUGUAUCAUAAUGCACGUGACCAACAUCUAUUUUUUUAUAUCUUGUCAUGGUUUUUGGGUAUGUUUUGAAUUUGUAAUAAGGUUAAAUUAUAGCCAUUUGAAGGAGCACUAUUAUAUAAUAUAUAUAUAUAAAAAACAAUUUGCAACCAACCAAAAGAUCUAAGAGAGAAAACCCUCAGGUGAGUGCCGUCACACCAGAAUCGAUUUUUAAUGCAUGCUGACUCCAAUAAAAUGCAAAUUUGCCUCAUUGUUUUAGUUUGUUUGUUUUUGAAUUUCACACAAAGCUACACAAGGGCUAU
Molecule: messenger RNA, 1910 nt
Organism: Limulus polyphemus (Atlantic horseshoe crab)
Lineage: Eukaryota; Metazoa; Arthropoda; Merostomata; Xiphosura; Limulidae
Product: ribonucleoside-diphosphate reductase subunit M2 B-like
Exons: 7
Coding region: 88-1248 (386 amino acids)
Biological process (GO): deoxyribonucleotide biosynthetic process
Cellular component (GO): cytosol
Molecular function (GO): ribonucleoside-diphosphate reductase activity, thioredoxin disulfide as acceptor
Source: RefSeq, a predicted model, not a curated record